AUGGUGCAAGAUACGACUGAGGUGGAGCACGACGACGCCGGCCCAAGCUCCAUACACCAGCGCAGCAAUGGGCAGAAUGUCUCGACGGAAAAUCCGAACUUAAGCUCAAAGUGCAAAAUUUACUCGUUUUGA
Molecule: messenger RNA, 132 nt
Organism: Phytophthora nicotianae INRA-310
Lineage: Eukaryota; Oomycota; Peronosporomycetes; Peronosporales; Peronosporaceae
Exons: 3
Coding region: 1-132 (43 amino acids)
Source: RefSeq, a predicted model, not a curated record